Molecule: messenger RNA, 1991 nt
Organism: Rhincodon typus (whale shark)
Lineage: Eukaryota; Metazoa; Chordata; Chondrichthyes; Orectolobiformes; Rhincodontidae
Gene: vgll2a
Product: vestigial-like family member 2a
Exons: 4
Coding region: 185-1072 (295 amino acids)
Biological process (GO): regulation of transcription by RNA polymerase II
Cellular component (GO): nucleus
Source: RefSeq, a predicted model, not a curated record
UUUUGCAGAGUCGGACCGGAGAGAGUGAGUGAGACAGACAGCAGGACAAGACGGGACAGCACGCCGGAACCUCGCUUUUGACGGCAGGCAGCGAUGUUCGCGAACGUGGGACACGAUCGUCCGUGAAGCUUCAUCGCGUGUGUUCUAUCUCGCCUGAACCCCGUUGGUAAAUCCAGCCUUCGCCAUGAGCUGUCUGGAUGUUAUGUACCAAGUGUAUGGUCCCCAGCCUUAUUUUACAGCAGCUUACAGUCCUUACCACCAUCAGAAACUAGCGUUUUACUCGAAAAUGCAAGAAGCGGCGGACAGUACGAACAUCAGUGGGUCAUUUUCUGUGCACGGUUCUGCAAUCAAAGAGGAGGAAUUGCGCAGCGAGAAAGAGCGUCCACCUGAAGCGGAAUAUCUUAGCUCCCGAUGCGUGCUCUUCACUUACUUCCAGGGUGACAUUAGCAGUGUUGUUGAUGAACAUUUUACAAGGGCACUGAGUCAGCCCAGCAGUUACACUCCUGUCAGCAGCGACUCUAAAGCUUCAAGAGGCAGCACGAGUUCUUGGCGAGAUGGCGCCUUCCCAAUGAACCAGCGGAGUUUCCCUCCAUCUUUCUGGAACAGUGCUUAUCAACCCUCCAUGUCAGCAAGCCUAAGUAGCAGUUUAGGCAGUGCAUUAGCUGGAGCUCCCACUGAGCUGCCUUUUGGAGCUGACCCAUAUUCAAGUGCCUCUUUGCACACUCACCUGCACCAAGGAGCUCCUGAGCCCUGGCACCACCAUCAUUAUUCAUUGGGCAGUGCCAUGAACACGCAGAGCUCUGUCUACACACGGCCUAGUAUGCAUGAUGUAUAUGGGAUGGGUGCACCUUUUGACCCACGCUACAGUUCACUGUUAGUGCCUUCAGUGAGGCCACAUCGGUUUCCUGCUGUCCCUACACCCCAGUGUGAUCUGGUCAAGAGUGACACUGCCUCCGCAUGGACCACAGGGGCCUUCACAGGGCCAACCAGUGACAUGAGCCAAACCCUCAACCUCAAUGUGGAUGCAGGUCUGGCGCACCAGGAAAAAAACAAGGAUCUUUACUGGUUUUAGAGCACUCACCAUCUACCUCGUUCGGCUUCCCUGUAUUUUCUACCUGAAACAUUUCUCUUCCUCUGUGUACAGUGUGUAACAGAUUUUGAUCUCGGUUUCAGCUCGCCGUUACUCCCUUUGUGGUGGACCUCUGUUAAGCUGAGUGUUAUACACAGCAAAACGCUUCAAUCAAAAAAAAACAAUUACUUUUAAAACUGCAAACUUCUCACACGGUUGACAAACUGUGGAAGCUGACUGUUACUGUCUACGUUGAAAAGGACAAGACCCCCAACAUCUGAGGGACACUACAAGAAGGAGCGGUUUUGAAGUGGUUGAGCAUUUUCAGAAAAGUAAUCAUUCUUUUUUUAUCAACGAAAAACCCAAGCGGCUGAACCAAAUUCUGUUUGAUCGAUACCUUGAAUGUGCGUACCGGGCUUUCAAAACUGGACUAUAACUGCACUGGGACCUUCCGAUAGACUCCAUAAUGCUCGUCGUGAUUAAAAUGCAAGCAGUUUUGUUUUGUUCCAGUGUUGAUUGUGACAGGACUACUAAAGGGAAGUAGUGACAAAUGUUCGAUGUUAAAAAUGGGCAGUUAAACUGGGAUAAGCUGCCACACUCUCUGCAAAGCCCAAGCCUUAGUCCCGGAGCCACAUGUAUUUCAGUAAUGGCUAGAGCUCCAGCAGCUCUCUGUGCGGGACUGCCGCACUCCCAGUCAGGACAACUCAAGAUCUCUGAAAGUGGCGGAAACAAACUGUUUUGGGGGAGGUGGGUGGGAAGUGGGGACGUUAUGAAUGCCAAUUUCAAGUUCCAUCAAGAUAUUUUUUCUCUCUCUCUGACAGAUGAACUCCAGUUAAUAAAUUCUGUGUGGCCUCCUUUUCUGUUGUUGUUGCCUCUCGUGUUCUGAAGGUGUUCUGGAGAAUUGUUUUGUAACUGGCAAACA